GUGCCGAAAGGCAGUCUGGUGGCCAUUGUCGGCCAGGUUGGAUCAGGCAAAAGCUCACUCCUUUCCGCCAUGCUCGGCGACAUGGAGAAGGUGGGCGGAAGUGUCAACGUGGCCCGAGGCAGCAGCAUCGCCUACGUGGCGCAGCAGGCGUGGAUCAGGAAUGCCACCCUGCGGGAUAACGUCCUCUUUGGAAGUGCCCUCCAGUCGGCCCGCUAUCAGCGGGUAAUUGAGAUGUGCGCCCUGAAGCCCGAUCUGGCCAUUCUGCCCGGCGGAGACCAGGUGGAGAUUGGCGAGAAGGGCAUCAACCUGAGUGGAGGCCAAAAGCAGCGAGUGGCAAUUGCCCGUGCCUGCUACGAUACCGCCGAUGUGGUCCUUCUUGAUGACCCACUCUCUGCGGUGGACUCUCACGUGGCCAAGCAUCUUUUUGCUCAUGUGUUGAGCAGCAAAACGGGAUUCCUCAAAGACCGGACCCGGGUGCUGGCCACCAAUAACAUUUCCAUUCUGCCUGAGGUAGAUCGAAUCGUCGUGCUGUCGACCAGUGGAACCAUCUCCGAGGUGGGCAGCUACCGAGAGCUGAUGGCCAACUCGGGCAAGUUUGCCGAGUUUGUCCGCGAGCACAACAGCGAGGACCUGAACAAGAAGGAGGCCGAAGAGGAGCGGGAGAGGGAGAAAGCUCUGAGGGAGAAGUUUGCCCGGUCGACUUCGGUCAUCUCCACGGCAUCUUCCACCGCAUCUUCAGUGCACAAACGAAAGCUGACCAUCAACGGGACACUUCGAUCUUUGGACGGUUUUGAUGGGGAUUCUGCAAUGGUCGAACUGGGUGAAGCCGACUCGAGCUCAGCCAGCAAGAAGCUAAUUCAAACCGAGCUGGCGGAGACGGGCGGCUACAUUACCUAUUUUAAAUCGUACACCUGGACCUGGUGUGCCAUCAUUCUGCUGGGCUUUGUCGCCAAGCAGCUGGCCGCCGUGGGCAGCAAUGUCUGGCUGGCAGUUUGGAGUAAUGAUAAACUGCACGGGGGCAACGGAACCGAGCAGAAUGAUGAGGAUUUGGCGCUGAGGAACGUUCGGCUGGGCGUCUACGCCGCCCUUGGUGUCACUCAAGGAAUUUGCGUCGCAGUGGGCUCCAUCUCGUUAGCCAUCGCCACCAUCAAGUCCUCGGUUACCUUUCACAGGCGACUCUUCGACCGGAUCAUGCGCUCGCCGAUGAGGUUUUUCGAUACUACACCGCUGGGACGCAUUGUGAACCGCUUCAGCAAGGACAUUGACACGGUGGACACCGCCAUUCCUUACAGUAUUGAAGGCCUCGUCUUUUGCCUGCUCGAGGUGGUGGCCACCAUCAUCUACAUCGCCGUACAAGUGCCUGUCUUCCUCGCCGCUGUCCUCCCCACGCUGAUUCUCUACUACUUUAUACAAAAGUUCUACCUGGCCACUUCUCGUCAACUAAAGCGAUUAGAGUCAAUCACCCGAUCGCCCAUCUACUCUCACUUUGGGGAAACGCUGAGCGGCGUGGCCACCAUUCGAGCCUACGGGCUGGGGGAUUCCUUCACCGGCCAGUCGAAUGCCCACGUCGACACCAACCAGCGGUGCUACUACCCCAACUUUAUUGCCAAUCGCUGGCUGGCACUGCGGCUGGAAUUUUGCGGCAACCUAAUUAUCAUCUUCGCCGCCAUCUUCGCCGUCAUCUACCGGGAGUCCUUCCAGGAGCGGCCUGGCUUUGUGGGCCUCAUCAUUACCUACUCCUUCACGGUGACGCUCAAUCUCAACUGGAUGGUCCGCAUGACCUCGGAGAUGGAGACGAAUGUGGUCAGUGUGGAGCGGAUCAGCGAGUACUGCCAGCUGGAGGUGGAGCGGGAGUGGAGGAGGCCGGAGAAUCGGGAUCCAGUACUUCCGGUCGGGUGGCCCAGAGAGGGAGAGAUUAGCUUCGUUGAUUACUCGGUUCGGUAUCGUGAGGGCCUGGACCUGGUGCUCUCCGAUGUCUCCGUUGAUAUUGGCGCCGGUGAGAAGAUUGGCAUUGUCGGGCGGACUGGUAGUGGAAAAUCGACGCUAACUUUGGCCCUUUUUCGCAUUCUUGAGGCCGCCUUUGGCUGCAUCAAAAUUGACGGCGUUGAGGUGGGAAGGCUGGGACUGCACGAGCUGCGGGGAAUUCUGUCCAUCAUUCCUCAAGAUCCGGUCCUCUUUUCCGGCACCAUCCGCUCCAAUUUGGACCCAUUCUCUGUGUACAGCGACGCCCAACUUUGGGAAGCCCUCGGGCACGCCCACCUGGCCGAGUACAUUCGCUCGCUGGACGCCGGUUUGGAGUACGUGGUAGCGGAGAACGGCGAAAACCUUAGCAUUGGCCAGCGCCAGCUGAUCUGCCUGGCGAGGGCACUUCUGCGGAGGACGAAAAUUCUGGUUCUGGAUGAGGCGACGGCAGCCAUCGACCUCGAAACUGACGCCCUGAUUCAGGAGACAAUUCGCCGGGAGUUUGCCCACUGUACAGUGCUCACCAUUGCCCACCGGCUGAACACCAUUCUCGACAGUACUCGAGUGCUGGUGAUGGACGCCGGAAGGGUGCUCGAAUUUGACACUCCUGAGGCACUGCUGGCAAAUACUGACAGCAGCUUCUACUCACUGGCCAAGGAUGCAGGGCUCGUGUAG
Rhagoletis zephyria (snowberry fruit fly) is the source of this 2637-nucleotide messenger RNA. The record is from RefSeq and is a predicted model, not a curated record. NCBI's taxonomy places the organism in Eukaryota, Metazoa, Arthropoda, Insecta, Diptera, Tephritidae.